UUUCAGGCUGUGCAAUCGAGACGGUAAUGGCGACGAACAAUGGAGACGUUUUGAUGCUGGAGGCGGCGCCGGAGGCUACGAAACCCUGGGCGAGCGCGGCGAACGCAGAAGUUAUCGAUGCGCUUCCUUAUAUAGACGAUGACUACGGCAAUCCACUGAUUAAGGCUGAGGUGGACCGCUUGGUGGAGGAAGAGAUGCGUCGGAGCUCUAAGAAGCCUGCUGACUUCCUCAAGGAUCUCCCUCCUCUUCCCAAGUUCGAUUUCGAGAACUGUCCAGUUCUAGGCAAAGAGUAUGAGCGUGUUCGAGCCGGGAAGCCUCCAGUGCGGAUUGAUUUCGAGUCCCGGUAUAAGCAUGAAUUGCCGCCUGCUGGUAAGAAAAAUGAUGAUGCUGCCUGGAAGCAGUAUCUUCACAAGACUCAACGUUCAUUGCAACAGAAGAAGAUCGAGCUUGAGAAUUUGGAAAUGAUGUCAAAACAAGGGCCCGAGAUUUGGAGACAGAACAACCAUCGGCUAGAAGUAUUCUUGACCAGAAUGCAAAGACUAGCUCAGGAGCAGAACGAGGAGAUUGAAAAAGUUAAUCGCGAGAGGAAGUAUCAUCAGCAAACCACAGCGUACGAGCUAAACGCUUUAUCUCAAGAAUGGAGACAGCUCUGUGUCAAGAACAUGGAGAUUCAGUCUGCGUGUGCUGUGCUUGAGACACAAAUCGAUUCGUUGAAAAGGGAAGCUUCUGAAAGGGGAUGGAACUUAGAAGAGAAACUUGAAAGUGUCAAACCGCUUCAAUCGCAGUGAGGCAAACCGCCUGAGCAAUCCAUCUAUCAUGUCUCCGCUAUAAUUUUGAAUGUUUGUUUUUCAAAUAUUAUUUAUAGUAUAAGAGAAUGAUUUUAUCGGAAACACACUACAGUAUUAGGUGAAUGACUGUCUCUCUCUUUGUAAUAACAUGUUAGAUUUUUGUAAAAAAAAUUACUAAACAUUUACUUCCUAA
Brassica oleracea var. oleracea is the source of this 981-nucleotide messenger RNA. RefSeq names its product pre-mRNA-splicing factor SPF27 homolog. The record is from RefSeq and is a predicted model, not a curated record. Gene Ontology annotation, cellular component: Prp19 complex; precatalytic spliceosome; catalytic step 2 spliceosome. The coding region runs from base 27 to 788 and encodes 253 amino acids. Lineage: Eukaryota; Viridiplantae; Streptophyta; Magnoliopsida; Brassicales; Brassicaceae. Gene Ontology annotation, biological process: mRNA processing. The transcript is spliced from 6 exons.